AUGGAGUACGGUGAGAUCAUCGGAGCCGUGCAACAUGUCGCUUCCUGUGCCGGCAGCUUGCGGCUGGUGAAUUGCGUCGGCGCCGAUCGCGCCCAGUCCUUUGAGCGCCAGGUCCGGGAAACUCUGGAUCUGCUUGGAGGAACGGAUGCCGUCACGGUGCCACAGGCCAUCGCGCUGGUGUGCCAACUGGCCCUGGACUGCAUAGGCUUGACCAAUGCGGUAGACCUGGAGUUGGCUUCGCACAUGACGGAGUGCUUUGACCAGAGCCUGGUCGUGUGGGGCUUCAGUGUGGAGCUGGCCAGGGCCAUUGCCAUGAGCCUCGCCGCGGUGGCGGGGCUGCUGUCACUGGGCAGCCACGACAUGAGCAUCCCGAGCCACCGCUACGCGAAGCGCGCCCAGAUCGCCCCGUAUCUUGAACCGGUGGCUGCGGACUUUGACAUGAUCUCCAUGCAGGUCUACGGGGCCCUCCGCCGAUUCGAGGCUGAAGCAAACAGUGAGGAAGAGAGACAGUUGCAGCGCUCCUUUCAGCUGAUCUGUGUUUGGAUCCUCACGAUCCUGUCCCGCUUCGAAGGCGGUCGCCUGGAGCCCGCUUCGCUGUGGGAGUGGGCCAACGGGGACCCCCAGUGGGCCCUGGUCCUCAGCAAGGGCGUUCUCAGCUCCAGCUCCGAGAGCUCCGGCUCCGAGGACCUCCCACGCGAGCUCCCGGAGCUCAAGAAUGCGGUGCUGCUGGCGCUUUGCGGUCUGCCUUCCCCGGACAUCGCCUUCGGUGGCGAACUGGAGGCCGAUGUCAUCGCCGACGACUUGGGUGUGAUCGGAUGCUUUUCCAUGCAAGAGCGGCUCGUCGGUCUGGAUCUGCACCGAAGUCGGCUGGCACUGGCUGCCUGCGACGCCUCGCUGCUGCAGCCGUUGCUGGGCCACGCGGAGGCGUCUUCACAGAAAGCCGAGUGCGUGAAGGCGCUCGUGCCGUUUGUCGCAGCCCUUGCCAAGCCGGUUCAAAGCCAAGCCGGUGCCUGGGCGGAUGUCAUCGAGGUGAACACGGACACUGGCAUCAGCAAUCAGGCAGAUGCCGCCGGAGUCAUCGAUGCCUUCGUGGCAGAGGCAGCUGGCUACGACAGGAGUCUUUGGAGCCUGGUCUUCGGCCUUGCGCCAGAGGACUUGGAGCUUCGCUGGGUCUCCGAGGUGGCCCAGCUCGCUGCCUAUGUGCCUCCGCCGGCCAAAGAAGCCUCGGAAGCGCUCAGAUCAUGGCUCCAAGCCACUCGCCAACUUCCCGGCCCCUCCCCUUCCUGGACGGCGCACUUUGUGGUCUUCGCGGUGGGAGCGGGCCUCGAGCCGGAGUCCGCAGAAGCCCAGGAGCUGCGAGCGGCGCUCGCGCGCCUCACGGACCAGGAGAGCGCCCAAGUCACCCAGCACCUGGCCAGGUCUCGCGCUCCCGUGCGACGGCCGGAGACCUGGGAGCGCUGGUACUCCUGCGUCGGUGCCAGUGCGGCUGCGGCCUCGGACAUCCCGCUGUCGGGGAAUCCGAGCCUCAGGGAGCGCCUCAAGGAUGCCCCCGCCGAGCUCUGUUGCCCCUCGGCCCACGAAGAGGGAGGUCGGCUUGACGGAAAGUUGCUGGUGGAUCCAGUGCUCUCGCCGGCCGGGCACGUCUUCGAGAGGACGAACCUGGCGAAGGCCUUGCAAAGCACCGGCGGCCUCUGCCCACUGUCCGGACUUCUGAGCCCCUCUGCUUGGCGGAGUGCCCGCGCGCGGCAGAGCUCCGCCUCCAGGCGACGCAGUGGGUGCGGAGUGCAGGGCGCGGGCAAAGGUGACCCGGACGUGUCCUACGAGAUCCUGAGGGCCACGAACUCGAACUCCACCUGGCUCAUCGUCUUGCUGGUGGCCUUCGAAGCCGUGCUGGAGAAGCAGCCCGUCCUGACGUCGACCGGCUGGGACCGGUGUGAUGGAGACGGGGAGAUGCGUGGAAGGGCAUGUAUGCGGCAGCGCCGGACGACCGGUGAUACGUUUGGAGCCAGCGCUGGCAAGGGAAACAAUGUUGGAGCUCCUCCGACUGGCGCCAGUGAGGGAAAGCUGAAGCCCUACGUGGGCUCCGAGUUCCCGCUCGAUCGUUUCAGGGAAGCUUUCAAGCUCAUGGAGGAACGCAAGGCCAGUCAUCGGCAAGUCUGGAUCUUAGCUGUUUCCCGCAGAGAUUCCCUUGAGCACCGUGGUCCUGGCAUGUCCUCGGUCAUCUCCAUGAGCCUCGUCGGCCAAGAGUUUUGGAUAGUCGCUGUAGGCUGCGCCAAGGGCCAGGAGUCGCCUGCCAAGAAGGAUGCGCUCUUGGCACAGUUGAAGCAGUCUCCAGUUCUGCGAGGGGCGCCCGCCAGCAUCCAGGAGCCCUCGAAGUUCGAUGUGCCAGACGGCGAGCGAUCCCUCCUCUUUGGAUCCUUCGACAACCUGAUCCGCCUCACGGACGACCUGGCGAAGGCCGACGGUCAGGUGGAUUCCAUCCUCCACCGCCUGGAGCGCCAGUGCCCGUGGCUGCAGAGGUACGUGGAGCUGGAUGCCAAGGCCACCUUCAAGGUGAAGUCGCAGCGGAAGGAGAUGCCCGUCCUGGACUAUCUGCAGACCUGGUCAUGGGAUGAAGCGAAGUUUCCCAAGAGCCGAUCGAUCUCAGAUACCCUCACCUGGACUAUGUCGGUGGUAAACCACAUCGACGAGGAAGCCCGAAAUAAGACUGGGCAGUUCAAUGAUUUCAAGACUCAGAUGGGCAGCCUUUCAAAGAAGGAUGCCGCGAGUCUUGCAGGCCGUGACCUCAUCGAUGUCCUCACACCCGACAAGGUGAGGGCCGAUGGCGGUCCGGAUGACGAUUUCAUCGUGACGGAGCACCUUACGACCGUUCCGGUCAUUCUGCCGCGAGGCGGCGAGGAAGACUUCUUGAAAGUCUACGAGAAGAUGCAGGAAAACGUCGUGCCGAAGUCUGCCAGACAGUUCAAAGGUAUCGAAGACAAGGAUGGCAACACUUUGUGGCGGGUCGUCAUGUUCCGUAGUGCAGUUGAUGGCUUCAAGAAGAUGUGCAGAGAAAAAAGGUUUACGGUUCGAGAUUUCGAAUACAGCAAGGAUGGCUACCACAAGUUGGAGCAGCAGCGAAAGUCUGUCGAGGAGUCGGUGAAGAGGCAGCGCGAUCUCGUCCAUGGCUUGUACCAGGCCUCCUGGUCUGACGUCUUUGUUGCGUGGAUGCACAUCAAGGCGAUGCGGGUCUUUGUAGAGAGCGUCCUGCGCUUCGGCAUGCCACCCUCCUUUGCUGCCUUCAUCCUGAGCCCCAAGGGCGAUGCGGCCGCCGCGCGGAAGGUUCUGGCAGAGACCCUGGGAAAGCAGGCCGGCGCCAUGGGCACAGCAAUGUCCGAGGCAGACGGGGAUGAGGAGUUCUUCCCGUAUGUCUCCCUGUCCUUCACGCACAUAAUGCAAGUUUUGGGCUUGGGUCACCUUCUCAAAAAUGCCGCGAAGUCCGCCAGGACCCUGGAUGCGCAGCAGAUGUCUGAGCUGCCCAUCAGCAGCAAGAUUCCUGAAGCAAUGCUCUGGGGGCAUGAGCAGGCGCGGUUAGCGGUCAGAGCCCAGAGUUGCAGCAUGAGUUUUGGUAGAGUUUCUGAAUGGUAUUCCAAAGACGUGACUUCGACAGAGGUUGGCGAGUUUGGCGGCUGCGGCCUGCCUGCAAUGAGAGAGAUAGAGAGAGCAGCCCGGACGAACAAGUGCUUCGACCGGGCAUUUUGUCAAGGUGUCAUCUCUGCCAUGGACGUUCCUGCAGUCUCGACGGGGCCGAAGCAUCAGAGAUACUCCGGGCCCCGGGCUUUUCUGCGCAUCGUUGCGGCUCUGCGCCACAGGUCUCUGCCCACGAGGCUUCUCGCCGCAGACCUGUGUUUGCGAAGGGCAGUGCCGUCGGCACGGAGGCUGCCGGCGAGCGGUGCCCAGGUCGAAGACUUCGUUCGUGAAGGACCCCUCUACCGGAAGCUGCUGCUUUGCUGUGCUCCACCUCACAGCUCUGAGUGGCUGAGGCAUGGUGAGGUCUUGGCGGAGCAGCUGGGCCCUAGCCUGCCGGGAUCCACGGAGGAGGAGAAGAUAGCUCGCCGCAUCUACCACUUCUAUUUGCCUGUCUACUAUUGGAUGCGCCACCAGAUGGCCGAGAUCCGAGCGUCGAGAGAGCUGAGGGGCGAGCCGGCAGAAGCGAUCUGCUUUGGCCUUUCGGCGCCUCAAGGCUGUGGGAAGACCACCAUGGUCACUCUGUUUGAGGAGCUGUUCCGUUUGGACGGCCUCAGCUGCGAGUCGCUCUCGAUCGACGACUUCUACCUCCCUGCCAGUUGGCAGGAGGCGGUGUCGGAGCUCCACUCGGAGAACCCUCUGAUGCAGACUCGGGGGAAUGCGGGCACGCACGACGUGCAACUGGGCACCCGAACCCUGAAGGCCCUCAGGAGCCGCAAUGCCGAGGUUGCCUUGCCCCGCUAUGACAAAUGGGCAAAUUCUGGCCGUGGCGAUCAGGUUCCGCAAGCUAUGUGGAAGCCUGCAAAGACACCUUGCGACGUGCUGCUCCUGGAGGGCUGGAUGCUGGGUUUCAAGCCGACGUCCGACUCCGAGGCCGUUGCCAUCCACCCUGGCCUUCGGCUCGUGAACCAGAAGCUCAAGGACUACCAGGCAUGGGAUGACCUCGUCGACUCCUUCUGCGUCCUGGCGGUGGAAGACAUUCGACAGGUCUAUGCCUGGCGCCAGCAGGCCGAGACGCAGAUGAAGCAGACCCGAGGAGCCGGGAUGUCGAAAGAGGAUGUCAAGAAGUUUGUUGACAACUUCAUGCCUGCCUAUGCGGCCUACCGUCAGACACUUUACGCAUCAGCUGCUGCUGAAGGUGUGGAUGGAAAGCCCUCGCUCUUGUGUUGGGUGGGGCCUGAUCGGCUGCCCUAUGACGAGUCGGAAGCGUAG
Molecule: messenger RNA, 4938 nt
Organism: Symbiodinium necroappetens
Lineage: Eukaryota; Dinophyceae; Suessiales; Symbiodiniaceae
Source: the annotation of a GenBank genome assembly